Tympanuchus pallidicinctus (lesser prairie-chicken) is the source of this 7018-nucleotide messenger RNA. RefSeq names its product poly(ADP-ribose) polymerase family member 8 (gene PARP8). Bases 310 to 2880 code for a protein of 856 amino acids. Gene Ontology annotation, cellular component: endoplasmic reticulum tubular network; nuclear envelope; membrane. The transcript has 26 exons. Gene Ontology annotation, biological process: endoplasmic reticulum unfolded protein response. Gene Ontology annotation, molecular function: NAD+ poly-ADP-ribosyltransferase activity; protein serine/threonine kinase activator activity; kinase binding. NCBI's taxonomy places the organism in Eukaryota, Metazoa, Chordata, Aves, Galliformes, Phasianidae. The record is from RefSeq and is a predicted model, not a curated record.
GCGUGGGGGGUGGGGGGGAUCCCGUGUCGCCGCCGCCACCCUCCACUGGAUCUAUUGUCAGGGAAGGAGGAAAUUGCCAUCCGCCGGCAGCGGCGGCACAUCUGGGCGGGCACAUCUGGGCAUGCAACAUCGGCUGCCGGCGCCCGCCUGCUCCGUCCUCCUGCCGGCCGCGCGGAUCGCUGCGGGGCGCGGAAAGGCUGCCACUCGUCCGCCGCCGGGUCCAUCGUCGGGACCGAACGCAGAACCGGGGGGUGGGGGGGGGGCUGGGGAUAAAGGCUGCUUUUUUCUUCUUCCCCUGGGAUCUAUUCCAUGGGGAUGUGUUCAAGACAAGAGAGGAUUCAGAAGGAUAUUGACGUUGUGAUCCAAAAGUGCAAGGCGGAGAAGGACUGCCUGUUUGCAGAUUUCAGGUACUCAGACUCCACCUUUACCUUCACCUACGUUGGAGGCUCCAAAAGUGUAUCCUAUUCAGUGCACGUCUCUGAGGACUACCCAGAUAACACUUACGUUUCCAGUUCUGAUAAUGACGAAGAUGUAUUAGUUACAACAGAGCCAAUUCCAGUAAUUUUCCAUCAAAUUGCUACAGAAUUAAGAAAAACCAGCGAUGUCAACUAUUGCUUAUCCAUUAAAGCAAAAUUACAGAGGGAGAACGGAGAGGAGUCACAGCACAACAGCACACUUGAAGAAGACUCUGAAGGAGAUAAUGAUUCUGAGGAAUUUUAUUAUGGAGGACAGGUUAGCUAUGAUGGAGAACUUCAUAAACACCCGCAGCUGGAAGCUGAUUUGAUAGCAGUGAGAGAGAUCUAUGGACCUAAUGCAGUAUCUCUCAGGGAAUAUGGAGCCAUUGAUGAUGUAGAUAUUGAUUUGCAUAUUGAUGUUAGCUUUCUUGAUGAAGAGAUUGCUGUUGCUUGGGAUGUAAUUCGCACAGAGCCCAUAGUGGUGCGAUUGCACUGUUCACUUACACAGUACUUAAGUGGUCCAGUGCCAACUGUGGAUGUAUUUCAGAUCUCUACUAAAGAAAGAUUUGGUCUGGGACAUCAGUUGAAAAAAAUAAUGCAGACAUUUGUAACACAGCAGUGGAAGAAUAGCAAAGAGAAAUCUAAUUGUACGCACAAUAAGAAGGUGUCUGACAAAAAGGUGAAAUCCCCUCUGCACAUCUUUUCUACAUUGCGCAGGUCGCCAAGUUAUCCUCCACCUGGCUGUGGUAAAAAUAAAUCAAAACUGAAGUCAGAACAAGAUGGCAUCUCCAAAACUCACAAGCUACUGAGAAGGACUUGUUCCAGCACAGUUAAGGCAGAGGAUGUGUGUGCCACAAAAUCUCAUAGAACCUUUGGCCGCUCAUUGUCUAGUGACCCCAGAGCUGAACAGACGAUGGCUAUUAAAUCGCACAAACUCUUGAACCGUUCUUGCUCUGCAGCUGUCAAGCAGGAGGAGUGCAUUACUUUAAAGCCCCACAAGUUAUUAAGUAGAUCAUGUUCUGGGGAUCCUCGAUGUGAGCACAACAGCACCUUGAAGCCCCACAAACUUUUAAGCAGGUCUUACUCUAGUAAUCUUAGAAUGGAAGAAUUGGAUGGAUUGAAGAAUCACAAAUUACUCAGCAAGACCUACUCCAAUGCCCCUAAAUCAUCCAAAAUGGAGCCUUUCAAGGAGUCCAACAUAGCAGAGGGCAGGCGGCUCUCUCUUACCUCAGGGCUUAUUGGUAUCUUAACACCAUCUUCAUCAUCACCUUCACAAGCUGCUCAAAACUAUGGUGCAAAAUGCAUUCCGGUACGAGACCGUGGCUUUCUUGUGCAGACUAUUGAAUUUGCUGAGCAGCGGAUACCAGUAUUGAAUGAAUACUGUGUAGUUUGUGAUGAACCCCAUGUGUUCCAGAAUGGUCCUAUGCUGAGGCCCACCGUUUGUGAACGGGAGCUCUGUGUAUUUGCUUUCCAAACAUUAGGAGUAAUGAAUGAAGCUGCUGAUGAAAUUGCAACUGGGGCUCAGGUAGUUGAUCUAUUAGUAUCAAUGUGUCGGUCUGCAUUAGAGUCACCUAGGAAAGUUGUUAUUUUUGAGCCAUAUCCUUCUGUAGUUGAUCCUAAUGAUCCUCAGAUGCUGGCCUUUAACCCUAGGAAGAAGAAUUAUGACCGAGUCAUGAAAGCGUUGGAUAGUAUAACUUCUAUUAGAGAGAUGACACAGGCACCUUACUUGGAAAUAAAGAAGCAGAUGGAUAAACAAGACCCACUUGCACAUCCUCUUCUACAAUGGGUUAUUUCUAGUAACAGAUCACAUAUUGUGAAGCUACCAGUGAAUAGGCAACUAAAGUUUAUGCACACUCCACACCAGUUCCUGCUUCUCAGCAGUCCACCAGCCAAAGAAUCCAAUUUUCGAGCUGCUAAAAACCUUUAUGGAAGUACCUUUGCAUUUCAUGGUUCACACAUUGAAAAUUGGCAUUCCAUCCUGAGAAAUGGCUUAGUUGUUGCUUCCAAUACGAGGCUGCAGCUCCAUGGUGCAAUGUUUGGAAGUGGCAUCUACCUUAGUCCAUUGUCAAGCAUAUCAUUUGGUUACUCAGGGAUGAACAAGAAGCAGCAGAAGGUGUCAGCUAAAGAUGAACCAGCUUCAAGCAGUAAGGGUAGCAACACAUCACAGUCACAGAAGAAAGGACAACAGUCACAAUUUUUGCAAAGCCGUAACUUAAAAUGCAUAGCCUUAUGUGAAGUGAUAACCUCAUCUGAUCUGCACAAACAUGGAGAGAUUUGGGUAGUUCCCAACACAGACCACGUGUGUACAAGGUUUUUCUUUGUUUACGAAGAUGGUCAAGUGGGUGAUACAAGUAUAAAUACACAGGAACCGAGCAUUCAUAAAGAGAUUCUUCGAGUCAUUGGCAAUCAAACUGCUACUGGUUAAAAGGACCACUCUUAUUUAAUUGAUGUGGUUUGGAAGCCUUCCUCAGUCUCAAAGCUGGAUUUUGAACUGAAGAAGAUGCAAAAAAACCCUAAUUUAUUAUUAUUAUUCUAAGCAAAUUAACCCUUUGAAUACUUACUGUUUUCUUACUUAGUGUUUCUUAUCUCAUCAAAAUACCUGAGAUGGUAUGAAUUAACAACUGUUGGGGUGCAAAGUCGAUUAACAUACAACAACUAACAAUAAUUAAACAGGCAUUUGGGUUGCUCACAAUAAACAGACUUUAAAAAAAGGAGUUUUGUGCUGAUAUUUUUAUAUUAAAUUAUUCAGUUGGAGGUUUUAGUACUGUAUACUGGUAUUUUAAAUUUAGAAUGACUGAAUUAUGUGCAAGUGAGAAGAUUUUAUAGCGGAGCAAUUGUAUUAUGCAGGAUACUUUGCAAUAAGUAAAAUAUUCUCAUAUAUUUAAACACAAUAAAGAAUUGUCUGGAAAUGUCAAAUCAAAGAGAUUGGUUACCUGCAGCUAUCUUCAAUUCAUUUCAUUUUACAGAGGCGCAGCCAGGAUUUAGAAUCAAAGACAAAAUAGUGCAGUUUUGGCAUAGUGUGUGAAACAAAGAAAACUAAUGACCCUGAGGAUGUAUGUUGAAACACCGUCAUAUCCACUCAGCAGCUCAAUUAAAAUUUUUAAUUAAGCAAGCUUAGCAAACAUCUAGAAAUCAGAAGCUAUUAACUUUCUUCUUACAAAUUUGUUUUUUAUACACUAGAUUUAAUAAGUUUUUUCGAAUGAGUAAGGUCCUUCAGCUUUUCCAUCUUGACUUCUGUGAGAUUAUUUAGUGGUUAAAUUUAGCCAGAUAGGCAAAAGUACCUGCUAAAUUAUAGCUUUAACAUGAUUGAGUUAAUUGUUAUUUCUACCAGGAAACGUAAACACAAAAUAUACUGAUAUCACCAAGUGAAAGUCUUUUUAUUAAUUUAUUCCUAAGGAAAAACAAACCAGUUCACAUCUUUGGUGUUUGAACUAGCAGCUACUUUUUCCAAGUAAGCACAACGGCAACGUGGGUCGGGGCCUAGUCUCCAAAGCCUAAAGUAUAUCCUGUGCCCUGGGCAGCUCUCAUAGCAGCCAUCCUGCAGCAUCUCACCUUACAUAUGGAGAGCAAUUCAACUUGCCUAUCUGUGCCCUGAGAAAGGGCUGAAGUCUGGGACAACAAAAGAUGAUCAUGAGUAAGACAUAAUAUGAUGAGCAUAGGCAUUACAAUUCACUAAGGUACCGUUAGCAGCUCAAAUCCCCCCAUUUGUGGGGUGGGGAAAAGGGAUGGGGCUAACAAAUCACCAGUAUUGUGCCUGGGGGAACUGGGCCAUCUGGAAGGCCAAUCUCCAAGGACUUAAGCCCAGUAUUGCAAGCAAAGCAAUGGAAUGAAAUGACAGUUCACUUGCUACACAGUAACUCAGUCAAUUUUUUAAUUAGACAAAAUGGGAAACCUCUUGGUGUUACUUCAUUUACAGGUGGAAAUAAGUCUUCAGAUUGCUCCCCUACAGAAGUCUUUGUUCUUAUUGGUGUUUUUUUUUUUUUAAAGAUUAAGGAAAAGGGAGGGUUCUGUGUGGACUUACUUGUCAGUCACAAAUAGAUAGCCUCUCUGCAGCAAACUUCAAAAUUUAAACAAAUAAUAAUUGAAACAAAUAUAGUCUUUUUACAAAUAGCUUUUAAUCACAGAGAAAAAAGAGCCCCAGACUCUAUUACUCUUCUUGGUAGAAAUCUCCAUGAAGCUGUGACUCUAUUCAGCAUGGAGCAACUGAAGGAGUUCCUGAGAUGGAACUUUCUAACUUAUUUCUACAUCCCACACCAAAUUAAAAACCCACAAAUCUGAGGGUUUGAUGGAGAAAUUAUGUUAAUAUUUUAAUGUUGCACCCUAAUUAGAAAUUGACAUAUUUGUACUUCUGUAAGUAUUUUAAACAUUGAGAAAGGAAUCAAAAAAGAUGCUUUUAAACCUUUCUUGAAAUUCAGUAUUUAGCAUUCAAGGGGUUAAGCAACUUGGGUUAUUUUCUUAUAUUAUAUAUGAUCAGCAUAACUAUUUUCUUCAGCAGUACUAAGCUGUUUUGAUCACCUAAGUAUUUGGCUCUGCAUUACUAAUAAUAUAAUAGCCAAUUUGUAUGAUAUUCUGCUUAAUGUUUUAGAGGAACUAGUUGAUCACACCAGAAUUGUUUAUGCUUGUGUUUUCUCUAAAGCCCUUGAAAAACUGUUACUGAUGCUGUAUAAUUUUAAUAUUAUAGCUGUUGGUACUAAAAAUGCAUCUGUUGAAUAAUGCUAAGAUUAUGCUUUUGUUAAUACAAACAGAAGAUCACUUCCAAAUGAAGACUUUAGGCUUAGAUCAAUAGUACUAUGCUUAUAAAUAAUUUUCUACUUUGGAAAUAUUUAGCAUACUUUCAACAUUGAUAAGUACAAAGUGGAAAAAAAAAAAACAAAAACAAAAGCGUUAACCAAAAUAAAGAGAAUCGUGAUUUUGAAAGAAACUAAAAAAUUAAAUAAAUAUAGGAAGAGUGUAUAGUGACUUUAGCAUUAUAUUAACUAAAACGGAUUUCUUCUUGGUUGUAGAAGAUAAAAGUCAAAUUAAAAGAGUACUUGUUGUGACUGAUAGGGUCAGUCAGAGCAAAAGCACUCUGUAAUCUUAGCAUUUUCAAAGCAUGCAGGUUUGGGGUCUGACCUCGCAUUGUGCUAUACAUCCACUGCAGGUGCUGGGGGUUAGGCCCUUGAACAAAUGUAGGUAUUUUUUGUACAUGUAAUUCCUGGCUCUUGUGGUAAGUGUUUAACAGCCCUCUGAUGCCAAGGCCUGCAGCUACUGGCAUCAGCAUGAAAGAUCCACGCUUGGGUAUGCCUUGGCCUGGCUUCUGCUACCUGAGAGCAGGGCAGCAGCAGAGACCUCAGUGGUGAGCAUGGCAGGGAGAAAAGGGCAUGAGAGGUCACAGAGGUCAGGGCUGAGCCUCGCUGUGCCCUCACGGGGCCUGCGCUUGUUUUGUGGAGUGCAGCAGGGUGCAGCACUGCGCAAAGCUGCCGUGUGCAAACUGCAGCUUGGGUUGGGUGUCCUGCUGGCGUCCUUGUUAGUUCUACCAUAAGGGCAAAGAGGAGCCCGUGGGUUAAACGUAGCAAAGCUGUUUGUUGGCAGAGUGGAUAAAACAAGCAUAGGGCUGGAAGCGGUUUGAAAAGUAUCUCGAGUGCAGUCAGCCAGGGCUGUAUUAAUAACCAAAUUUAUUCCUUAAAGCACUGAGGAGUAGAGGUAAGCUCAUACCUCAGAGGGGAUAAAUAAAUAAAAUUUAAAGCAAGGCAGCUCUCUGCAUGCGCAGUGUCACGUACAGUGCACGAGGCUGUCUGUCACAAGGGGAUCGAAUCUCUGGAUUCGGCUUUGGACACUUCGGGUGUGAAGUGCGGGGCUCCAACACCUCAUCAUGGGGUCAGUUCUGGCCGCUGCCAUGAGCGGGUGAGUGAAAUACCGAGCUGCUCCCUGGUGUGAGGAACGCCGGAUGGUUGGGUGUUCCUGGUCUGCCAGGGAAUGGCAAUGAUGUAUAUUACAGCCCAUUACACUUUGCAUUGGGGUUUUGUAUGAUAUACUAGGCAUAAGAUUUUUGUAAUGAGAAAACAAAAUAGAAUUAAAGUAGUAGUUAGUUCAACGUAUCUAAUGUGUGAAAAAGCUGUUGAAAAGUAGAUUACAUUUAGUGUUUACCAGCAAGUCAGUAAAAAUAGUCCUUAUACACAUAUAAUUUAAUGUCCUGAAGAUAAUUUUAUAUUUACCCAAUAUGUAUUGUAUCUUUGAAUUUUAAGAAGCAUCCACUCCUUUCUGUAUACAUAAAAUAUGCCUAUGUUUCUUUUAAGUCUACAACCUUUUUUUCUCUGAAUAAAUAUAUUAAAUUCCGUGCACAAAAUAGUACCGCCGCCUGCUAUUUAGCCUAUGGUGCCUUAGAGUUACUACAGAUAUUCAACAAAAUGUACAUAAUGUAAAUACUGCCAGAAGAUCACUAAGGCCAAAUAUUUUCUCUAUUCACUUUUUACUGCACUUGCUUUCUAUUGCUAUUUAAGCCUCUUUUAUCCAGAUUUGUAACAGUUACAACAUUGUAGCCAAUGUAAAUGUUUACUUUCAAUAAAUCAGAAUUUGUUCAAUAA